AUGCUGGUCGACCCGGCCAGGCCGCCCCAGAACCUGAAUCUGGAGCGCCGCGAUGGCCACCCUCCUCCGGAACCUAGAGAACCAAUCUCCGGCGACAGCAGGACGUCCCUAGGCCUCGGUGUCACCGGGACUGUCACUGCCAGCUCCCUCGACCCGGAGGCCCAGUGGGCCCCGGCCAGCUGCUCGACCCAACACUACCUCGACCUGGAGGCCAAGAGGGCCCUAGCAGGCUGGUCGACCCAGUACUCCGUCCACCUGGAGUCCAAGUGGGCACCGGCUGGCUGGUCGACCCAGAGCUCCCUCGACCCGGAGGCCAAGAGGGCCCCGGCCGGCUGCUCGACCCACUACUUCCUCCACCUGGAAGCCAAGAGGGCCCGGCGGCUGGUUGACCAGGAGCUCCCUUGA
Molecule: messenger RNA, 405 nt
Organism: Rangifer tarandus platyrhynchus (Svalbard reindeer)
Lineage: Eukaryota; Metazoa; Chordata; Mammalia; Artiodactyla; Cervidae
Source: the annotation of a GenBank genome assembly